Oncorhynchus mykiss (rainbow trout) is the source of this 1438-nucleotide messenger RNA. Lineage: Eukaryota; Metazoa; Chordata; Actinopteri; Salmoniformes; Salmonidae. The record is from RefSeq and is a predicted model, not a curated record.
CGUCGGAUUCGCCACCCCACUGUUUGCAAACCCAUAGAGCACAGCUCAAAAGCUGCUGUUCGAAUACCAGUGAAAGGAAAACUCUGGAUUGUCUUCGCUUGCUAUACUGUGAUUUCUGCAGGGCGCCGUCACGGCAGGAUAUCUGUCCAGAGAAGGGCAUUGCGUACUGGGUUAGGAGCUAGGUGUGGACCCCACUCCCAGACCCUCCAGAUUCCUAUAUUUGAGCGUAAGGUGUUGAUCCGAUGCCUGGUGACUCAAUCCUGAUGUGAAAGCCGACUGCUGAACUGCCAAGCAAUGUAGCGACGGACAAGUACGAACACAGCCUUUCAGACGCGUCACUAACGUCUGCUGCCAGUCUGCCAAAGUGCCUACUUUUAAAAAAAACAAGUCCUUGACUGACCAACUCGAUCAUAACAGCAGGGCGGGUGCAGUGUGAAAACCAGUGUUACAUGUUGGUGUUGUGUUCAUCAGUUGCUUUAACCUACAGGACAUCCAAUGGUAUUGAUUCAAAGCAACUUCGGGUUAUUGUGCCAUGGCCUCUAAGUCACAUCCUCCUCUAAUGAAGAAACACAGUCAGUCAGAUCUGGUGAGCCGGCUGAAGACCAGGAAGAUACUGGGGGUCGGAGGAGAAGACGACGAUGGAGAGGUGCAUAGGUCAAAGCUCAGUCAGAUGCUGGGGAAUGACAUCAAGUAUCAGGUGCGAGAGCCUGUUGGUCUAAGGCUCUGGAUUGCCGUCUCUGCGUUUGCCUUCACAGUUAUGGCCUUGAUGGCCCUGGUGUGUCCCAACCAGCUCUAUGAGGUGGUGUUUGAAGAAGAGAUCAGCAACACCAGCAUCUCCAUCAGGCUCUAUGGAGGAGCACUACUCAGUCUAUCCCUCAUCUUGUGGAAUGGUGUGUAUACACAGGAGAAGGUCAUCAUUCAAUGGACUCUGCUCAGUGAGGCAUGCUACUUUGCUGUCCAGUUUUUAGUUACGUCUGUCACCCUGGUGGAGAUGGGUUUGUUGCCCAACGCUGCCGUCCUCCUCCUCCUCAGCCGGGUGCUCUUCCUCCUGGUCACUCUCUUCUAUUACUACCACCUGGGGAGAGGACGAGCCAAGAAGAUCUGAGAUGGAGGGAGUGGAGGAGAGAGGACGAGCCAAGAUGAUCUGAGAUGGAGGGAGUGGAGGAGAGAGGACGAGCCAAGAUGAUCUGAGAGCAGCUGAGUUAGGUUGUCUGGGAGGGGUGGGUGGGUGCUUUCAGAUAUUUAAGCGGGGGUUUAUUGAAUGAAGCGAAAUGUUCACAAUGUCGCAGCUAGUAAUGUAAUGUGUAGAGCUGACAUUAUUCACAGUUCUACAUGACAAACCAGCAUGGCAGAUCUAUACAUGUAUAACGUUCUACCUUUCUGGUCAGGGAUGUGGGGGCGGGGCUUAUCAGGGAGGUGAUGUGGGGGCGGGGCUUAU